AUAGUUUUUCUUGAAGAAGCUGAGAAGAGAAACUCAAUGUCUUUCCAACCAAAUUCAUUGUGGAGAGGUUGCGCAGCGAACUUCCAACAACCUGUUAAUAACACAGAUGAACAUGCGGCUCAAUUUUUAGUUGAGACAGUUUAUUAUUUCAAUUGCCAUGUUCAAGAUCCACCUUUGUCAGACAUUAUUUACAGAAGUAGCGACGAAGAACAUGAUAUUCUUCACCAUGUCUUUCGUUGGGAUCUUACUCCCUACCAAGAGGUCUUUAUGAAUGGAUUUCAAGCGAGGCGUCAAGAGAAUACUACUGAUAAUGUUUAUUAUAAUCUGGAUCACUAUGUACACCAUGGUGGGAGACCCCUUGAUUCUAGACGGCCAGCCACCCAUACGUUUGUUAGUACUACACGUAACAGUGGAUGGCAUCCAAGCGUUGAGAAUGGUGCUGAGAGGGAAGUAUUUAGAUAUGAGAUAUAUGCUCCUGGUGGUAUUGAUGUUGCUGAAACUCUUGGCGAUCGUUAUGGAUACCCUUCACAAGAUGAGGUCUGUUUUGUUGCUGGCAUUUCUCGUCAAUAUAUUCGCUCUGCUCAACGGUUUAGACUUGUUGGUGAUGGAAGGUAUACAAGACGUGAAAGAGUAGAUAACCGAAUAAUACUAAAUCGGAACUUUAAUCCACAAUCAAGUCCAUCAAGAUUGCUUGAGAUUCAAAGGCCAGUAUUUGAUUACAGGGAUGAAGAACGUCGUUCUAGGCCUCUAACGAUUGUAAUUUUUCCACGUGAGUUCUCGCAACAAGUGGAACAAUUAGUGUCUAAUGCUACAGAUACUUUUGAUUGGUAUUCAAAAGAUGUGUCUGGUGUACAGAGCUACAUCGAUGCCGCAUUUCGCUCAGUAGACUCAGAUGAGGCAUUUCUUUUCAUGAAAGAUGAGUAUGUGCGACUUGACUAUGCUCCGGGUACCACAGAUGAUAAGAUCUUGAAUGGACCUCUCCUUAUUUCUGAUGGCUUUCAAUCACUUCAAGGAACAAGUUUUGCAGAUUACGGAAUAGAUUGUGCUUUUGCUCAUGGGAAUGAGGCAUUUAUCUUCUCUGGGAAUCUUUGUGCAAAGAUGCAUUUCGAACCAGGAACUACAAAUGACAUGAUAACAAAAGGGCCUAUGACCAUUACAAAGAUGUUCCCUUUUUUUAAAGGUACAGUGUUUGCGGAGGGUGUUGAUGCUGCAUUUGAGUCAUCAAAGGAAAAUGAAGCUUACAUAUUUAAAGGCAGCCAGUAUAGCCGUAUUAACUUCGCUACUUUCCGCCAAAUCGACAGCCAUUCUAUCAGUGGAGGAUUUCAUCCUUUAAAAGGUACCAUUUUUGAAAGUGGGAUUGAUGCAGCGUUUGCUUCACAUUAUGACACAAAUGAGGCCUACCUAUUCAAGGGAAAUAAAUAUGCGCUUCUCCACUUUUCUCCUGGCUCAAAUACCGACUACCUUAUUGGUGGUGUGAAAGAAAUAGCCCCUAAUUGGCCCUCUUUAGCUCCCAUCUUACCUCGUGCAAAUAGGGGUUUGGAUAUACAUGAUCAAAAUGAAGCUAAAACAAACCGUGAUCAUGAUGAACUUUAAUCCAGAACCAAUUAGAUAUUCUAAAGAAUAAAGUGAUAUUUACAAGGAUAUUUUUUCUUUUUUAUUAAAUUAUAUUUUGUGUAUUUUGGUUUGUUUUUUCCACCUCCA
Messenger RNA from Dioscorea cayenensis subsp. rotundata (Guinea yam), 1701 nucleotides. RefSeq lists its product as uncharacterized. Bases 37 to 1593 code for a protein of 518 amino acids. The record is from RefSeq and is a predicted model, not a curated record. The transcript is spliced from 3 exons. Lineage: Eukaryota; Viridiplantae; Streptophyta; Magnoliopsida; Dioscoreales; Dioscoreaceae.